AUGGCCUCGCUGCUGUCCGUGCAGGAGGAGAACCGGAUCCUGCAGCAGGAGCUGUCCCGGGUGGAGGAUCUGCUGGCGCAGAGCCGGGCGGAGCGCGAUGAGCUGGCCAUCAAAUACAACGCGCUCAGCGAGCGGCUGGAGCAGAGCCUGCAGCUGGAGCCGGGGGAAGCAGCCGAGAGCCGGAGCCUGGCCCAGCACAACAUCGAGCUCCGGAGGCUGCUGGAGGAGGAGCAGGCUGCCUACAAGAGGAAGCUCCAGGCGUACCAGGAGGGCCAGCAGCGCCAGGCCCAGCUGGUGCAGAAGCUCCAAGCCAAGGUAAAUCCUUCCCGGGGGGGGCGCUGGGAUAAUUUGGGGUCACCCCCGGUGGGUGUCACCCCCCCCGGGCCUCCCCAGGUGCUGCAGUACAAGAAGAAAUGCGGGGAGGUGGAGCAGCAGCUGCUGGAGAAGGCGACGGAGCUGGAGCAGGAGAGGCUGACGGUGAGGGGAAUUCGGGGGCCCCCAAAUCCCCAGACGGGGGUGAUGGCCAGCGGGGGGAUAUUCCCACAGAUCCAGCUGGAUGCCAGCGGCUCCCAGCCCGAGGAGGAGAGCAGCAACGAGCUGGAGAAUGCCCUGAUCCGGCUGGAGGAGGAGCAGCAGAGGAGCAGCAGCCUGGUGCAGGUGAACUCGAUGCUGCGGGAGCAGCUGGAACAGGCCAACGUGGCCAACGCGGCGCUGAGCGAGGACAUUCGGAAGCUCACGGCCGACUGGGCACGGGCCCGGGACGAGCUGGAGCAGCGGGAGGCGGAGUGGAGACGCGAGGAGGAGUCCUUCAACACCUACUUCAGCAACGAGCACAGCCGGCUCCUGAGCCUCUGGCGGCAGCUGGUGGCCUUCAGGCGCCACUUCGGGGACAUGAAAGCCACCACCGAGAGGGACCUGGCGGAGCUCGGCCACGAGGUGUCCCGGACCGGCCGGGCCGCCCACGCCGCCUGCCUGCACCUGGCGGCCAACCUGAGGCUGGCCGAGAGCCAGGCGGGAGCGGCCCGGGAGCGGCAGGAGCUGCGCCUGGAGCAGCUGCAGGAACAGCUGGAGGCGCGGGCAAGGGACGCGGAGCUGGAGAAAGCUGCCCUGGCAGCCAGGGCGGAGGAGCUGACGGCGGCCCUGGAGCAGCGGCGGAGCGAGGACGAGGAGCGGGAGCGGGCGGUGGAAGCGCUGAGCCUGCGGCUGCGGGAGCUGGAGGCCGCUCGUGCCCGGGAGCUGGAGCAGGCGCGGGCUCUGCGCUCCGAGCUGCAGCUGCUGCGCCGGACGCUGCACGAGGUCACCCAGGCGGUGCUGGCGGAUGACCCCGAGCCUGCCGUGCUCUCCGUGUCCCCCGCGUGUCCCGGGGUGUCCCCCGCGUGUCCCGGGGUGUCCCCUCUCCGCAGCCUCUCCGCCAGCGCCGCCGCCGCCGCCGUUCACGCGGCGCUGAGCCGGCGGCAGCUGCAGCUGCAGGAGGCCCGGAGCCAGGUGGAGGCGGGCCGGGAGGCGGCCGGGAGCCUGCGGCGGGAGCUGGGAAUGCUGGAGCAGCGGCUGGAGCAGCUGGGAGCCGAGGCCGGGAGCUGCCGGCGGGCGCAGGAGGAGGCGCAGCGGGAGGAGCUGCGGCUGCGGGCCCAGGCCGAGGGGCUGCGCAGGGAGCUGGGCCGUGCGGAGGCGGCGCUGGCGGAGGAGCAGCAGCGGGCCGGGGCUCUGCAGCAGGAGCGGGAGCAGCUCCGGCGCCAGAGCGAGGAACUGCGGGAUUCCCGGGAAGAGGCGGCUCGGGAUGCCCAGAGCGCCCGGGAGCAGCUGGAGAGCAGCCGGCAGCAGCUGCAGGAGCUGGAGCUGCAGCGGGCGCGGGCUCAGCGGGAGCUGCUGGAGGCUCGGGAGGCGCUGAGCCGGGCGCUGCUGGACGCGGAGCUGGCCCGGGGCGAGCAGGAGGCGCUGGCGGAGGCUCUGGGCAAGGCUCAGGGCAGCUGCGGGGAGCUGGCGGGGGCCCGGCGGGCGGCGGAGGCGGAGGAGUCGCGGCUGCGGGACGCGCUCGCCAGGACCAGCGAGCUGGCGGCCGGGCUGGCCCGGGACAAGGCGGAGCUGAGCCGGCGGCUGGAGCGGCUGGAGCAGGAGCGGGAGCGGGGCCGGCUGCGCACCCGGGAGCUGUGCCGGGAGCUGGCGCUGCUGCGGGCGCGGCUGGAGCGCGGCCCCCGGCCCGGCAGCGAGCGGCGGGAGGAGCUGCGGGAGCUGCGGGGGCUCCACGAGCGGCUGCGCCAGAGCCUCGGCCAGGCGGUGCAGGAGCAGAGCGCGGCGGGCGAGGCUCUGGCGCGGGCGCGGGCGGAGCAGGAGCGGCUCCGGGCGGAGCAGGAGCGGCUGGGCCGGACACAGGCGGCGCUGGCCCAGGACGGGGCCGGACUGGCCGUGCAGCUCGAGGCUGCCCAGCGCCGGGACCGGCAGCGGAACCGAGAGGCGGCCGGGCUCAGGUCGGAGAAGGAGGGGCUGGAGAGCAGCGUGUUCCAGCUGCAGCAGGAGCUGGCCCAGCUCCAGGCCCACAAUCAGCAGCUGGAGGCCCAGGGCCGGACACUGACCCAGGCCAAGGAGGCGCUGGAAGCGGAGCUGGCCGUGGCGCGGCGCGAGCGGACGCAGGAGCUGCGGGAGCGGCGCCAGGAGGAGCUGGAGGCCGAGCGGGGCCGGCUGGUGCAGGAGCACGAGGAGCUGGUGGCCGAGCUGGCGGCAGCACGGCAGCAGCGCCACAGCGAGAAGCAGCAGGCUCUGGCGCUGCAGGAGGAGGAGCGGGUGGCCCUGGCGGGGACACUGGCAGGGCUCCAGCAGAGCCUGGACAAGGCCAUGGCCGAGCUGGAGCAGCGGCGGCAGGAGGUCACCGGCCACCAGGAGAAGGAGCAGGUUUUGGCCGCGGAGCUGCGCUCGCUGCGGGCGCGGGCGGAGGAGGCGGCGCUGAGCCACGAGCGGGAGGCGAGGACGCUCCGGGAGCGAGCGGCAGCGGCGGCCCAGCAGCGGGACAGCGCCCUGCGGGAGGCGGAGGAGGCGCGGGCGCAGCUGCGGGCGGCGGCGGAGGCGCGGCGGGAGCUGCUGGAGGCGCAGCGAGAGGCUCGGGAGAGCAGCCAGGGCGAGCGGCGGAGGGCGCAGGAGGCUCGGCGGGCCCUGGAGGACGCGGAACGGGAGAAGGAAGCGCUGCAGAGCUCCAGCGAGGAGCUGCGGGCCGCCCUGCGGCGCUCCGAGGGGGAGCGCAUCAGCCUGAAGCGCUCCGGGGAGGACAAGGAGCAGCGGCUGGCGCUGCUGGAGGCGGCGAGGGCGGCGGCGGAGCGGGAGGUGUCGGAGCUGCGGGCGGCGCUGCGGGGGCUGGAGAGCGCCCGCCUGGAGAACCGCCGGGAGCUGCAGGAGCUGCGCCGACAGGUCAGGGACAGCGGGGGGACAGACAGCGGGGGACAGCGGGGGGGACACAGAGCCUCCCCGAAGCGCUGGUCCCCCCGCGGGCAGGUGAAGGAGCUGGACAGCGAGAACAGCCGGCGGGGCCGGGAGCUCGGGGAGCUGCAGGCCAGGGUGGCCCUGGAGGAGCAGCGGGAGCAGCGGAGCCGCCGCGAAGCCUCCGGCCUCAGGCAGAAGGUGGCGGAGAGCGAGGCCGGCACCGAGGCUGCCAGGAAGGAGCUGCAGCAGCUGCAGCAGCGCCUGGCAGCGGCGGAGCUGCAGUUCCGGCAGCGGGAGCAGGAGCUGGCCCGCAGCCUGGAGGAGGCUCGGGGCAAUGAGAAGAAGCUGCUGGCGGACGCUCGGAACCUGCAGCUCAAGGUGGAGGCGGCGCGGGCCGAGGUGGCGGAGCUGGGGCUGCGGCUGAGCGCGGCUCAGGGCCGGGCGCAGGGGCUGGAGGCGGAGCUGGCCCGGGGCGAGGAGCAGCGCAGGGCCACCGAGUCCCGCCUGGGCGGCCUCGAGGCCACCCUGCGCCGCACCGUGGCCGUGGCCAGGGCCAAGGGUGGCGGAGCUGGGGCUGCGGCUGAGCGAGGGGUCCCGGAGGGCCCGGCCAGCCCCGGUUCACUCCCGGACGCCUCCGCGGAUCCCGAGGCGCUGCGGGCGGCGCUGCGGGAAUUCCUGCGGGAGCUGCAGGACGCGCAGCGGGAGCGGGAGGAGCUCCGCGGGGAGCUGCGCAGCCAGGCCCGGCGGCUGCGGGAGGCCGAGGCGGAGCGGGACAGCGCCCGCGGCCGCGCCCAGCAGCUCCAGAGGCUGCUGGAGGACAGCGAGCAAGGCCGGAGGGAGCUGAGCGCCGCCCGGGCCUCGCGGCUGCUGCAGGACGAAUCCCUGCGCAAUUCCCGGCGGGAAUGCCGCGAGCUGCGGGACAGAGCGGCCGCGCUGCGGGACAGCCUGAGCACCGCCGAGAGACAGCGCAGGGCCGCGGAGGAGAAGCUGGGGGAGCUGGAGGGGGCCCGGCAGAGGCUGGAGCUGUGCGAGAGCCGCAGCUCCCGGCUGGAGGCCGAGCUGGGCCGGGCCCGCCGGGCGCUCGCUGAGAGGGACGCGGAGGCUCGGGAGGCGCGGGAGAGAGCGGAGCAGCUCCAGGGACAGCUGGCUCGGGCCGGGGCCCGCCCGGUUCCGUUCCCGGUGCCGUUCCCGGUUCCGCCGGGGAGCGGCUCCAAGGGGGAGGCUCCGGCCGGGUCCCCGCUCCACGAGCGGCUCCUGCAGCUCCAGAACGCGCUGGCCGCCGGCGAGAUGGACCGGAGGCUGCUCCAGGAGGGGCUGGAGGAGGCGCGGCGGGCGCUGGCGGAGGCGCGGCGGGAGAAGGGAAUGCUCCGGGAGCAGCUCCGGGCCCUCCAGGCGCAGCUCUCGGUGCUGGAGCUCCGGGCCCGGCCGCUCCCCGGGGCGCCUGCGGAGCUGCGGCGGGAGCUGGAGCGGAUCCGGCUCGGCCGGGGGGACCUGGAGGAGCAGAUCGCGCUGCUCAAGGAGCAGGAGCUGCAGCGCCAUCCCAGCGGGAUUUAG
Molecule: messenger RNA, 4962 nt
Organism: Pseudopodoces humilis (Tibetan ground-tit)
Lineage: Eukaryota; Metazoa; Chordata; Aves; Passeriformes; Paridae
Source: RefSeq, a predicted model, not a curated record